AUGCGAACCACAGCAGUGCAGGGACGUGGAAGAGGAGCAGACCAGUGCAGGGACGCGGAGGAGGAGCAGACCAGUGCAGGGACGCGGAGGAGGAGCAGACCACAAGCAGCCAGACGGAGGACGCCAGGGACGCGCCGAGUAGCGUCUGAUGGACUAUUACAAAAUGAAGAUAAAAACGGCGAAGAGAAGCUUGUGGCACUUGGAUCUACAGUCGCAGUUCAAAUACACUGA
Molecule: messenger RNA, 231 nt
Organism: Knipowitschia caucasica
Lineage: Eukaryota; Metazoa; Chordata; Actinopteri; Gobiiformes; Gobiidae
Source: the annotation of a GenBank genome assembly